ACAAUUUGUAAUUUAAAUAAUUCUCUUUGUUUCUGUAUGGCCUUUACUUUAAAAAAAUUCAAUUUUUUUAGCAAUUAGAACACUUUAGUUUGAUAAAAACAUUUUUUCUCUUUUCUUGUCUCUUGAUUCAACCUUCGUUCAUUGAUAUUCAAUAAGAAGAAAAUGAUUUAUCGUUACAUCUGAUUAAGAACACAAAUAUCUGCUUUUAAUGAUAUUUUUUAACGAUAACACGUGUAAAUAACAAUGUUCUAAAAAAACUUGAGUAAUCUUUCAACAGUAUUUUCUAAUAUCAUCCAGAUUAAUCUGGAAUUUAACAAAAGGGCAGCUCAUACACAUGGAGUACGCGUAAAGUAGUUCUCAAAUUCGACCUACAUUUAUAUUUAUAUGUAUUUUAUCAUGCGUUUUGCCCCUCUGCUCGUAGAGUCCUCUUCCCACGCGAACGGCAAAGACGUAUGCAGGGUACGUCAUGCAGUACGUGUAGCGCGAUCGUACGAAUCAGUUAAGUUCGCCGUAAUGCUCGCUGAAUUGUCAAGUGUACAACGGACGGUGAUAGACAUCUCGAGCUGACAUAAUUUGUUACGAUUAGAAAAUGCAGACGAAAUCCUUCUCGGCUUGUUUUUGCAUUCUAGAGUCGAAAACUCAGGAUUUCCUCAGCCGAUCUCUAGACUCUUAUAAAUACGUGCCUCAAAAAGUGAGAGCGUUAAUCGAGAAGACGAAGUGAAGAUCGUACGAAGGCUGGUAGUGAGAGGAAGAGAGAAGAGUGUGGUGUCAAUGAAAAAUAUUAAGUCAUUAUGCUGUCACUUAAGAUGCUCGCACAGCGACAGACACGCUUGAUAUUUGGCAAUAGCUCGCACUCGCCAAAUCACUAGGAAUCUAUUAAUAUUGAAUUGUCACAGAGAAAUAUACAUAAAGAGCAGAAGAAGAAAUCACAUCCAACGCAUGAGAAACGGCAAUACAACUAACGACGCAAAUUAAAAAGCAGAAAACAAGAUUGUUAACAUACAUGCGAUAAACUUAAAAACACACUCAAUAAUACAAUAUUUUGUUAAUGAAAAGAGAGACAUAUAAAUAGAUCCGGCGACGAGAGCUUCAGGAGAGAGCAAUCUCGACUCGUCUCUAUUCUUAGCUGCUGCAUAUAAAAAGAUUCAUUGAAAGGGAUAUCAUUAAUCGUUUAAAUUAUCAUGCAAAUCAUGAUCGAAUCAGAGCGGCUCAAAUGUAAGGCACUCGAUCGAGAUUUACGAUAACAAUCCUCUCUCGAAGUGAUCUGAACGAAACGACUUGUAAACGUGACGUGAUAACCGAAGAAAAGAACGGGAGAGAAAGAGCCAAGAUUGAAGAGACACACGAUGACGCGGCUGCAGUAAUUAGGAUGCUUCACAACGCGAAUCAUCGCAUAAUCGUACGAAUACUUAGUGCUUAAUUACGAAACGACGUUUACAUUGGAAAUUAAAUAUUAUACAACAUAAUAGCUUGUACCUAAUAAUAUCUGAAGUAAUUCUGAGAAGAUUAGAUGGAACAACAAAAAGCGACAAUAUUUAUUAUAAUUGCAAAUGGUUCAAGCAAGUUAAGGCCUGUAAUACAAGUUUUUUGUUUGCGCGUCAUAAUGUGGAAAAACUGAAAUAAUAAAAAAAUAUAACAAUGUCAAUAGAUCAAAUCGUUUAGAAAAAUCGUAUUCAAGCGAGAUAAAACUAGACGGAGGACGAUGCUUAAUUUUGAUUCGGAGAAAUAAGAGUGAAAUUGAAAACUAAUUGUAAAUUUAUUGCAUUCCAAUUGUAAUUAAAUUUCAAUUCGAGCGAAUAUGUGUGAGAAUGAUAAAGAUUCGUUAGGAGACAGUGCUAAAGUAAAGGAAAUAAACAGUCUGAAAAUACCGACUAUUUUGAACGAUGGUGAACAACAUUUUUAUUCCAGAAGCUUCAACAGUCGUCACAAACGCGAUCCGCUAUCCAUUAGAUUAGCUUCUACUUAUAGAUCGUUAAGAUGCACUUAUGCAGCGAAGGAUUAUCCGCAAAAAAUUAUGAUCGAUGACGUAACCGUAUCGAAGUUCGAUAAUGAUCAGAUAGAGAUCGACGCCGGUGAACCACCACCGAUCGACGACUCGCUCUUCUUUGACAAUCUGGAAUGCUGCAAGAACCACUAUGUAAACGGUGCCAAAUUGAGAUCGGUUCUGUGGUCCAUCGUCGACUCGACAGAGACGAGACUCCUCCUACACAUGGAAAAGAGCCGCAUGCUUCCGAACGCGUGCAAAAGCGAGAGACUACGGAACGUCGCUUACAUCUGGGCGUCCUAUCGCGGUCUACUGCAUCAUCUGCCUGAACUGGAGAAUGCCGGAGCGCAUUACAACUACGUCGAACCGCGAACCGGCGUGAACGCUAUCCUUGCGGCUUCACUGGGCGAUAAGGUUGCCUGCGUGGAAUAUCUGAUCGCGAAGGGUGCCGACGUAAAUUAUGAGAGCCUCAUCACUCGUUACACACCGCUUCACUUUGCGGCGUUGGGUAACAGCUGGCAUACCGCAGCCACGCUACUGGAUCACGGUGCCAAGCUCAAUUACGUCUGUCAGGAGGUGGUCGAGCCAAUUCUUCAUAGUGCCGUUCGCGCGAAGGCAGUGGAGACGGUGAAACUAUUGCUCGAGCGCGGUGCCAGCGUCGUCGAGAAGAAUCAUCUGGGCCAGACGCCGUUGCACGUGGCCUGUUUCGUGCAAUCGAUACCAUGCGUUGAGCUACUGUCGGCUAGCGCGCCCAACGUGAACGCCGUCGACAGGGAGCUCAGGACACCCCUGCACUUCGCCGUGAUGAGCACGGACUCGUCCGCCGAGUUGGUGCAACUGUUGCUGAAACGCGGCGCCUUGGUGAACGCGGUCGAUCGUACUGGCUUCACACCUCUUCACAUUGCCGCGCUAAACGAGCAAUCUCGGUGCGUGGACGCGCUCAUCUGGGCUGGUGCCGACAUCAGUGCGACCACGCGCACCGGCUUGUCUGCUUUGAACAUCAUAUUGAAGAAGAUCCCCGAGUCUCUGCACGUGUUCCGCCAACGGUUGGACGCCUCCAUCAGACUGACUCGACCGGUGUCGCAUAAUCGUGAGUUCGAGAUGCGACUGCAUUUCGAUAUUCUCUUUCCCAGCGGUAAUCAGUGCGAGACUAGUUUCAUAAACACUUUCGUACAGGAGCACCGAAAGGACCUGUUGUCGCAUCCGCUGGUAAUGGCCUUCCUACACCUCAAAUGGGAAAAAAUUCGCAAGCUCUAUUUGCUGAGGAUACUCUUGUACGCUAUGACAGUGAUAUGCAUGACUACUUACGUCCUGACGGCAUUAGCGUAUAAAUGUUACAAUCAAAACGAUACUAAUAGUACGAGGAUAUGCGGCAGUAGACGAGUGUCUGGCUUCCUCUUUCGAAGACCAAUCAUCGAGAUCGAAUGGUAUCUCGCGCUAGUCCUAACAUGUAUCACCAUACCGAGAAAGAUAUUUGGCUUUAUGGUCUACAAAUCGGCGAUACAGUAUUUUUCCAAUAUUGACAAUGUGUUGGACGGUGUAGUGAUCGUGAGUGUAUUCGUUACGUCUUUCGUGUACAGCGGGCGUACUUAUGAUUGGCAAAAUUACGUCGGUGCAUUCGCUAUCCUGUGCGCCUGGACCAACCUGAUGUUGAUGGUGGGACAAUUACCGGCUUUCGGCACCUACGUCGCCAUGUUUACGCACAUCCAGUUCGAGUUUGCCAAGCUUUUGCUAGCGUAUUCAGGCCUAUUAAUCGGUUUCACCAUCAGCUUUUGCGUGAUAUUCGCCGGCGAACCCGCGUUCGGUAAUCCUUUUACUGGACUGAUCAAAGUCUUGGCUAUGAUGGCUGGUGAAUUGGAUUUCGAAGGACUCCUCAAUCAGAUGGAUGACGAACCAACAGGUUCCUUUGUCUUUUAUCAUCCUCUAUCGCAGAUCCUCUUCACGCUAUUCAUAGUAUUUGUUACUGUAAUCUUGAUGAACUUGCUGGUCGGUAUUGCCGUGCAUGAUAUACAAGGUCUGAGGAAACACGCAGGGCUCACGAAGCUAGUAAGGCAGACGAAAAUGAUUCUCUUCACGGAAAUGGUGCUGCACAACACUACAAUCCCGUAUGCCUUCCGAAAGUGGAUGUCCGAUCACAAGAUCAACGUUGAAAAUAGGAAACGGGUCCUCGUGGUAAAACCGCUAAAUCCUCUCGAGAAGCGAUUGCCCAAGGAUAUAAUGAAAGCCGCUUAUGAGAUAGCACAGAAGAAUAUUCCCUCGUCUGCGAAUGACGACAUCAAUUUGAGCGAUCACGCCGUUUGGCUGAAACAUCGACAGGCUGAGUUCUCCGAUGUCGCCCUACAAAUGACAUUCGAAAAACUGAUUUCUAUGAUGAAAGUGAACGAAGAUGCUAUAAAAUUGCUGAGAGUGCAAUUGCUAGAAAUGAACAAGAUGCUGGAAAACGUCGUAAUAACAUUGGCGAAAGAAGAAAAUACCUCAUUAUAAUUUGAAUGGUUUCUAUAUCGAUUAUAUUUCCAUUGCUUUUUACAAACAUGACUGACAAAGUAGAUAUCGAAGCCACAAUUAAUGGUGGGGGGCCUACUGGUCAGUCGGGUGCUAUACGUUGGGGUAUUGCAUGGGGCUUACGCAGCUUUGUUGACAAACCA
Solenopsis invicta (red fire ant) is the source of this 4629-nucleotide messenger RNA. RefSeq names its product 28S ribosomal protein S9, mitochondrial. Gene Ontology annotation, biological process: monoatomic ion transport; transmembrane transport; translation. Gene Ontology annotation, cellular component: mitochondrial small ribosomal subunit; membrane; ribosome. Bases 1799 to 4468 code for a protein of 889 amino acids. The transcript is spliced from 2 exons. Gene Ontology annotation, molecular function: monoatomic ion channel activity; protein binding; RNA binding. The record is from RefSeq and is a predicted model, not a curated record. Lineage: Eukaryota; Metazoa; Arthropoda; Insecta; Hymenoptera; Formicidae.